AAGAUGCAUCGUUUAUGAUUUAAUAACGUUUCGUUAUUGAGUUGUUGAUCCCGGAAGAUCGAAUGUGUGAUUCUUAUAUACUGUCUAUGGAUUCUUUCCAACUUUACCGACGUGAUUUCCAGUCAGUCUUGCAUAGGCUACGUCAUGCGCAGUGUUGCUUCAACUUGAGUUUUUAACUUUCACUUUUGAUCUUAGUUUGAAGUACAGCUGCUCCGUGUGUUCUCCUGUUGUCUCUUUUCUCACUUCGACAGGAAAUAAAACCGGCAACAAAAUACAGAAGAGGUAGUAACGCUAGGUCAUGGCUGACUUGUGCGAUACCCGCCCGAUGAACGGCCAGACGGACGGUGGUCUGGAAGAGGACGCCAGCGGGUUGGAGGAGGCCAGGAAAGAGCUGGAGACAUGGAAGGCUAAAGCAGAGCAAGCUGAUGAUAAGAAAGCCAGGCUGUUAUUGGAAAAACUGGAAGAAGAUGAGGCCAAGGCGAAGGCCCAGGUGGAGAUGAUGGCUUACGUUAAAAAGCAGGAGGAGUGUCAGAAGGACUUCAGUCAAAGCAUGGACGCAUUGCAGGACCAGAUCCAGCAGCUGGCUCGCCGCAAAAAGGACCUGCAGGACAAACUGAAGAGAUGUCAGGAUCAGCUGGAGGCCAGGAGGGUCGAGUCCACCAAACUGAAGCAGAAGUUCAAGAUCUACGCUCAGAUCCCAGACACGGAGGUGAAGUUCAGCAGUCCGGUUGAAGAGGAAGAGGAUGGCGACAGCCGGCCAAUCAGAGCAGUGUUUGCCAUCAGCCAGAGAGCCGGCGUGCUGCUGCAUGGAGGACAGGCGCUCAUCACCUUCGAGGAGGAGAGAGUGGCCUCCCAGGUCCUGAAGAUCCCCAAGUGCUCUGUGUCCUGCGAGGACACGACUGUGGACGUGAAACCAAAAAGAAUAACCAUGGAUCCUGCUGUUAAGUUUGAGGUGCACCUCGAUGUGUCCAGAAAGGAGCUGAAGCUGUCCAACGUCCCCUCCUCCAUGCCGGAGGAGAGGGUAGCGGACCGGCUGGAGCUGAGCUUCUCCAGGCCCAGCAGAGGAGGAGGAGAGGUGGAGAGGGUGGAGUACGAUAAGAACACGGGGACAGGACGGAUCACCUUUCUCUGCCCUGGAGUGGCUGACAGCCUGGCCCUGAAAGGAAGUUACCAUGUGGAUCUGGAUCCGGAGGUGACGGUCCAGAUCGGCCCCAGUUACAGUUACCAGCUGCGCAAGUUUCAGACCUUCUGCGGCGCUCCGAAGCGCACCAUCCUCCUGGAUGACAUCGAGGACAAGGAGGACGAGGAGGACCUGCAGGACCACCUGGAGAUCCACUUCCAGAAGCCCAGCAACUACGGCGGGGAGAUCGAGAGCAUCAAGUACAUCAGCCGGGGGAAGAAGGCUCUGCACGCCCUGUUCAGCGACGGCCGCCUCUAGCCUGGAGCCUGUGUAAUGGCAAUAAAGAUAUAUUCUAUUCUAUAUAUUCUAUAUUCUAGCCCGCUGCAGCUGCUGGCAAGCCAUUGGCUCCUGACAUUGUUUGUAAUAUGGUAGUGUAUGGAUAUGUUAUAGGAAUUAAAUGCGCUGUCCUGCUGGGAAUGAAAUGAGAUGUCCAUCUCUAUGUCUUUGAUCCUAUGGGUUGAUUCUAUGUCUUUGAUUCUAUGGGUUUGAUUCUAUGUGUAUAUUCCAGCCAGGCACUGAUCUGUGACCUGUAGGAUUGUCCAGCCAGUCUGAUCUUAUUGUAGACCCGGCCUGAGUUUGGUUGCAGCUGGCCGCUGCUGAGUCAUGUGAUCAUACCCAGAUGUUCCCACUCUGUUCACCUGUUUCUCUUCCACUGUACACUGAGCUCAUUAAAGGUCUGACUCAA
Molecule: messenger RNA, 1865 nt
Organism: Perca flavescens (yellow perch)
Lineage: Eukaryota; Metazoa; Chordata; Actinopteri; Perciformes; Percidae
Gene: nmi
Product: N-myc (and STAT) interactor
Exons: 10
Coding region: 299-1438 (379 amino acids)
Cellular component (GO): cytoplasm
Source: RefSeq, a predicted model, not a curated record